Messenger RNA from Brienomyrus brachyistius, 3468 nucleotides. RefSeq names its product dr1-associated corepressor-like. Gene Ontology annotation, cellular component: negative cofactor 2 complex; nucleus. The transcript is spliced from 7 exons. The coding region runs from base 359 to 1015 and encodes 218 amino acids. Gene Ontology annotation, molecular function: RNA polymerase II general transcription initiation factor activity; transcription corepressor activity; protein heterodimerization activity. Gene Ontology annotation, biological process: negative regulation of transcription by RNA polymerase II; transcription by RNA polymerase II; positive regulation of transcription by RNA polymerase II. NCBI's taxonomy places the organism in Eukaryota, Metazoa, Chordata, Actinopteri, Osteoglossiformes, Mormyridae. The record is from RefSeq and is a predicted model, not a curated record.
GAAUCGUAGUUGCAUUAUCUAACUCUAUGGUAUUUCUCUGCCUAUAUAAUAAACACAGUCGAUGUUCAACUAAGGUCCGACCCGGAUUCUCACACUCUCUGGUUGUACUGGAUUGCCGGACUACCGCCCAGUGUAACCGGCGCUAAGGUCCCUGCUCUCUUCAGGACCCGGCGGAAUCCCGACGGUGCCUGAGAUAGUCCGAGAUUGCGCGAUGCUGUCCGGGACUGGCCGAAACUUUCCGAAACUGCCCGAGAGGAGGCACUGCUGCUCGCGCUGGGCCGUGCGAUAAGGGAAAGGGCUAUUACAAGAAUUCGUCGAUACUGGUGGGGAAUUUUAUUAUUAUUUUAAAGGAAAUAUAAUGCCCAGUAAAAAAAAGAAAUACAACGCCAGGUUCCCUCCGGCCAGGAUAAAGAAGAUCAUGCAGACGGAUGAAGAGAUAGGGAAAGUGGCGGCAGCAGUUCCAGUCAUAAUAUCACGUGCUCUAGAGCUGUUUUUGGAGUCCCUUCUGACAAAAGCCUGCCAGGUGACACAGUCCCGAAACGCGAAGACCAUGACCACGUCACACCUAAAGCAGUGCAUUGAACUAGAGCAGCAGUUUGACUUCCUGAAGGAUUUGGUGGCUGCGGUUCCCGACAUGCAGGGCGAUGCCGAGGAUAACCACAUGGAAGGAGGGGAGAAGGUGUCGCGCAGAGGGCGCAAGCCAGGGUCUGGGAGGAAGAACGGGGGCGCCGGCACCAAAGGAAAGGACAAGAAGCAGUCGGGGACUGAGUCUGAGCAAGAGGAGGACUCUGAAGAGAGCGAGACGGAGGAGGAGGAGGAGGACGCAUCCCGCUCGGGCGCCAACCUGCAGGCGGUCACUCAGUUCCAGGGCCUGAAAAUGCCCCCCCAGUACCUCCAGCCGGGGGCGCCCCUGGGCUCCUUCGUCCCGUCACCUUCGCUGCUGAGCUCCGCGCACCCUCCAGCCGCCCCACCGCCGCACGAUGACGACGAAGAUGACGAAGACUAUGACUCCUAGCUCCCCCCUUUUUGGUUUUUACCUUUUUGUUUAAUUUUUAUUGGGUUGGAGUGAGGGAGGGGGCCGAAACUAGCCUUUCUGCAAGGGGACAUUCGGAAAGUGUUAACGUCAACGACAAGGGUAGCAAUUUGGCUAUUAUACGUUUUACCAUUCUCUCUUUUUAGUACAGAUCUUAUGUCUGUCUUUUUUUGUAAACUUUUUAUUUGCAUGGUCCAUACCUUCCACUGUCAUGGUGUUAAAAUGGGCUCUAGCAGAGACACCAAACUACAGGGCCCCCUUGUGGAAAACUUUGAAAUGAAAAUUGCACUCCAGCAAAUGAGCUCAGCCUGCAGGGGUCUGAAAUCCCCCAGGCUGCUGAUUGACUCAAGAGCACAUCAGUGUUUUUUGAGUCGACUUUGAGAAUAUAGAUUUUUUUUACUAGACAAGAGCACAAAUACUUUUUAUUUGAGAGUUCAGUUCUUGCAAAUAUUUUGAUUGUGAAUGCCUUCAUUUAGCGGUUGGCAAAAGGCGCUGCUGGUAGUUGUGGGGUAGAACUGUGUAGCUACUGGUGUGGUGUGGUUCAGGGUGAAUGGGGGAGGUGUAAGGAUUAAGCAGUGUACAGUGAUGGCGGGGGGGGGGGUGUAGCCAUGACCACAAACUUGUUUUGAUUAUGUAGAGUUCACACAAAGAGGCUGGGGGAGCGGAGAGUUUUAAUUGUAAAAAUGCUUUGUAUUGCUGUCGCAAAGAUUCCCUUUUAUUUAAUUUUUACUUGUGAUCUUUGACACAGUAUUUUUUCUAGUUUGUAUUUUAUGCUGCAGCUGACUGCAGUGAGAAUAUGAGAGCUUGUCACCCGCGCAGUGUGAUGCGUAUGCAACAUCUCCAGUGUUUUUCUCACCCCCGUGCAACCAUGGAUUCGCGCAUCUUUAACUGAGGUCCGCAAAUUGCGCACUGGGUCUGUCUGCAAACGUCCCGUUUAGUCACCCACUCUCCCCUCCUCCUCAGCGGUCUGUUCUUUUUGUUAUAAGGAUGGUAGUCGCUACGUCACUCUCCCUGUCCUAAGGGGAACCGCCAGUAUUGAUGUGGGGAUAUUUAAGCUCGGGUUGAUGUGUAAUCAUUCAUCAUGCUCACUGAAGUGGACGCCUUCUCCCUUACAGCUCUGCGCUGGACAUGUUCGCUCGUCUGUCUCCGUUCUGGCUUCUCCCGUGAAUGAAAUGCCAGUGUGACAUUAAAUAACCUCGUGCUCUGCACAGCCGCAGUAAUCGCGUCCAAGUUUUGGAGUCGUAGCUACUCUAACGGGGAAAAAGGGAAUUUAAUGCUAGCAUUCAGUUUUAUUCGAUUUUUUUUUUUUGUUUGUUUUUUUUUUUUUUUUUUUUUUUAAAGUUUUUGUGUUUUGAUUUCGAUUAAAAAAACGGCCAAAAUCAGGAUGGCUCUUUGUUUUCGUAAUAUUUAAUACAUCAGGAUCAUAGUUCGCUUUCCCCCUCCCUCCAACUUUGACCUUUGAUAGAAAAAGCUUUUCUUUUAAACUGUUUUAAUGUAUUCAGUGAGAAAAUGUGGAACAGAAAUGAGGGCCAAUGUUGGAAAAAAGCUCAUUUUUGUGUCACAUCUCAGUGUUUAGAAAGGCAACAAAAUGCUGUAUUGUAAACUUUUAACAUUUUUUUUUUAUUUUGUAUGAGUGAAAUAAACUUCAGAUUUCCGUAUAUAAGCACAGUCUAUCCUUUUUUUUUAUCCUUAAUUUGGUGUGUGGAUGUGUAGGUUUUAGUGCCUGGACAGUAUGGGCUGUUUUCUGUAAGUGCAAGCAAGGCGGAAAUGGCCACUUUUGUUUGAUCAAACUCAGCUCAGACAGGAAAGGUUGUGUUUUUAACACUGCUUUGGAGUGGCCUGUUCACACCUGUGAUGCACACCGGCUCCAGGUGUGAGAUCUGCCCCACGGUUGGCUGGCCGCCACCGCCGCCCUCUUCGUCCUGGUGAACUCCUGCUUGACUUCGCCCACUAGCGCCAGUGUUGAGGCGAUAAGGGCCCUACUUUUGCAACCGCGGCUGAAUGGCACAAUCUAAAAGGUGCUGCAGGAAUGUAGCUGUUCCCGGCUUGCUUGGGAUCACCUGGAGAUUGUAGCCAUGGAAACGGAGGGGAUCUGCCCUGCUCAGAAUGGUGCCACGGCAACCCUCACCAGGAAAGGUGUGCAUUGGAACGAGAGAAGGGAUUUAUCACAUUGUCACCAAUAGAGAACUGGGAGUAUUAAAACUGUCACCAGAAUGAAAAUAUUCAUUGUGAAAUAAAUAAUAAUAAUAAUAGAUACUUUUAUUGUCCCCGUAGGGAAAUUGUCUUUACGUCUCCCACAACUUGCUCUUUUUUCAUAGAGGAAGUUGUCUGCGAAGGGCUGCCACCCGUAGCGGCGCCCAGGGAGCUGGGAGUUAAGGGCCUUGCUCAAGGACCCACAGUCUGAGGUGGGGUUUGAACCUGCGACCUUCUGAUUA